This is a messenger RNA of Amoebophrya sp. A25, 516 nucleotides long. The record is from the annotation of a GenBank genome assembly. NCBI's taxonomy places the organism in Eukaryota, Dinophyceae, Syndiniales, Amoebophryaceae.
UUCCGUUUUUAAGGCUAUUGCUUCGACUUGUAGCUAGAGGUGUCUGUUUUUCUUUUCGUUUGAUUGGUCUGAGUUCUGAUGAUGUUGAGUUCUGAUGAUGUUCCCGUAAAAAUAUCGUACAUGAUGGCAAAAGAAGAAAUAAGGUGUUUUUCUUCUCACUUUAAAUUUGUUCCUUCCUGCUCUUGAUGGUGGAACAGACAGAGACACGACUCACAAGCAUUAAUUCACUGUGAGAAGGAGGUGCACUGCCUCUGCCGCUAAACUCCUCCAGCUGGUUGCAGAACGCGACCGAUCUAUCCACGCGACAGCUCUGUGUCUUUCUUGGGGCUACCUUGACCGCGGUUGGGCUCAUUCUACUAGCCUUUUGGGCCUUUUUGUGGGUGCGCAAGCUGUUUGUCCGGAGACGUGCAUUGAGCUUUGCCACAAAUGAUGAUGAACAGGAAACUACUUCUACGCGAGGAUUGACGGAGCUGGGAGUUUAGAUGCUGAUCAGACAACCACGCGCUUGACAGAGGG